GACAUGGUGUAUGGGGGUGGGGAGGUGGGUGCAAUAUGGCCGGGCACCCGCGGAGCCUCCAGCUGACUAGCACUGCUCAGGGCCAUGCGGCCAGGGUUGCAACCUCGGCCGGUCCCCGCGAGCCAGUGUCUCCAACUGGCGUCGCGCCCACCUCGUCCUUCAGAUGGGGGUCCAGCUACGCCGGGCCUUGCCGCCAUACCCAGGAGGAAUGGGGGUGAGGAGAGGCCUUGGCAGAGCUCGGCCUCAGGAUCACGUCCCGGUGGAGGCUCAGCAAAGGAGAAGCCGUCUUACUGGCCUCUCCUCUGCUGGGAUCACGGGAAAAACGCGGUAAUUACUCCCAAACCCCGCUCUCAAAGGCGAGGCGGAGAGGCUGCCGGGACGGUUUGAGGACUGGGCUCAGCCGGGGAGACGCCAACCUUCACCCUUCCCGGCCCCCGACCCAACUCCCCGCCGUCUCCCGGCGCCGCCACUUCAGGCAGCCCACUCGGCCCGGCCUCUCCCCGCGCCCGGACCACCCCCCAUGGGGUGCUCUCACUGCGCAGCGAGUCCCUCCGCUGCCUCCUCCCAGCCCAAAAUGGCGGCGGCGGUGGCCACCGAGCUGCUCGUCGCCUUCCUCAAGGCUAGGGAAUCCCUCCGCGCGUAAGCCCCGCCCCUGUGAGCCGGAUCUAUACUUCUCCCUGGUAAAGACUAACGCCAUCAAUGAACUCUUUAAUUGAGUCCUGACAGGGCGGGUCCAGUUGUGCUUCCGCACAGCUAGUUGUUGACAAAAGUAGGCAGACUGGCAGACGAGCGACCCAAUCAAAGAAGAGAUCGGUGACAGUACUUAGAGGCAUCAUCUACUGAACGACUAGGAGAAGAUGGCCACUCUGAGCCAUACCAACUGUAAUACAGCAUCACCAGCUGCUCUGGAGGAGGCGCGGACUUCCGGGGGUCUUCGGAGUCCCCAGAUAGCCCAUGAGCCUCAUGACUUCGGUGGUUCCCAGCUUCCGCCACCAGGAAGGGAGGUUCGAUCAGAGGAUGAAGGGACUGCCCCAGCUGGCGGCGAUGGCUCAAGUUGUAACAUCAGGGGUUCUCGAACCCAGAGCCCAGGGGGCUGUUCCGUGGAGGCGGUGCUGGCCCGGAAGAAGCACCGCAGGCGGCCGUCGAAGCGCAAGCGGCACUGGCGGCCCUACUUGGAGCUGAGCUGGGCUGAGAAGCAGCAGCGAGAUGAGAGGCAGAGCCAGAGGGCCUCUCGGGUCCGCGAGGAGAUGUUCGCCAAAGGCCAGCCCCUGGCACCCUACAACACCACGCAGUUCCUCAUGGAGGACCGCGACCUGGAGGAGCCUAACCUCGACGUGCUGCACGGGCCCUGCCACGCAGGCUCCGGUGGGGAGAACGAGGCGGGGGACAGCGACGGGCAGGGCCGAGCCCACGGGGAGUUUCAGCAGAGGGACUUCUCCGAGGCCUAUGAGCGGUACCACACCGAGAGCCUUCAGGGCCGCAGCAAGCAGGAGCUGGUGCGCGACUACCUGGAUCUAGAGAGGCGGCUGUCUCAGGCCGAGCAGGAGACUCGGAGGCUCCAGCAGCUGCAGGGACGCCCCGGCAGGCAACCCUGUCAGCAGGUGGAAGAGCUGGCUGCCGAGGUGGAGCGCCUCCGGACUGAGAACCAGCGGCUUCGUCAGGAGAACGAGAUGUGGAACCGAGAGGGCAGCUGCUGGGACCAGGAGAAGCCAGACGCAGGAGGGACCCUUUGGCCCAAGGCUGAGGCCCCAUUGCAGACCCACACAGGCCAGCUGGGUCACAGGGAGGCAGGUGACAGAUGAAAGCCAUACCCUGUCUCCAGCAUACCCUGAGAACUGCUAAGACAAGGUCAGAGUUUCCCCCGCCAUUUCCAAUGUUGGGUCUUUGAUGUCAUCUAACUUUUUACAGAGCAAUUAAACAGCCUUGUGAGAUGUC
Apodemus sylvaticus (European woodmouse) is the source of this 1935-nucleotide messenger RNA. It is a transcript of the gene Hexim2, whose product is annotated as HEXIM P-TEFb complex subunit 2. The record is from RefSeq and is a predicted model, not a curated record. The transcript is spliced from 3 exons. Gene Ontology annotation, biological process: negative regulation of transcription by RNA polymerase II; negative regulation of cyclin-dependent protein serine/threonine kinase activity. Bases 858 to 1802 code for a protein of 314 amino acids. Lineage: Eukaryota; Metazoa; Chordata; Mammalia; Rodentia; Muridae. Gene Ontology annotation, cellular component: nucleoplasm; cytoplasm; nucleus. Gene Ontology annotation, molecular function: 7SK snRNA binding; cyclin-dependent protein serine/threonine kinase inhibitor activity.